GGCGGCGGCGGGGGCGGCGGCGGGGGCGGCGCGGGCGGCGGGGCGGAGGGCGAGUCGUACCUGGACGCCAAGCAGCGCGCGCUCGACGAGGCGGCCGAGCGGAAGAUCGCGCAGAUCUACCGCGACUACCAGGACGAGAUCAACAACUACGAGACGCUGCAGAAGGAGGAGGCGAUCUCGAAGACUGCGCGGGUGCUGGAGGAGGCGGACAUCUCGGAGGAGAAGCGUGACGUCAUCCACCGCGAGAUCGGCAAGUUCCGUGAGAGCAUGAAGGAGAGGGACAAGGAUAGGGAGAGGGACCGCGACCGCGAGCGCGAGCGGGACAGGGAUAGGGAGAGGGACAGAGAUCGCGAUAAGGACAGGCGACGACGAAGCGUGUCCAGGACAAAAGAACGAGAACGAGAACGAGAAGAACGGGAAAGGGAAAGGGAGAGGGAGAGGGAGCGAGAAAGAGAACGUGAGAGGGAAAAAGAGCGAGAGCGGGAAAGAGAAAGAGAGGUACGUGAACGUGAGAGGGAGAGGGAGAGAGAGCAACGGGAGAGGGAGCGCGAGCGCGAGAGGGAGCGGGACAGAGAACGCGAGCGGGAGCGCGAGCGUGAGCGAGAGCGAGAGCGCGAGCGGGACAGGGACCGCGACCGGGAGCGGGAGCGGGAGAGGGAGCGGGAGCGGGAGCGGGAGCGGUCGCGCGGGCGCGGCGAGGCGGACGCGCGCCGCGACAAGGAGCUGGAGGAGGAGGCGCGCGACAAGAAGCGCCUCGAGAAGCGCGCGCGCGAGAAGGAGGCCGCCUACCAGGAGCGGUUACGCAAUUGGGAGAGUCGCGAGCGGCGCAAGUGCAAAGAGUACGAGCGGGAGAAGGAGAGGGAGCGAUGUCGCGAGGAGGAGAGGGAGCGAGAGGCCAAGCGUCUCAAGCAGUUCCUAGAGGACUACGACGACGAGCGAGACGACCACAAGUACUACAAGGGCAAGGAGCUGCAGCGGCGGCUGGGCGCGCGCGUGCGCGAGGCGGAGGGCGACGCGCGCGAGCGGGCGCGCGAGCAGGCCGAGCUGGACGCGCUGCGCGACCACAUCUUCGGCGAGCGCGCGCGCGACGACCCCGCCGCGCUCGCCGCCUUCGAGCGGACUUGGUUUGACAUUCUGUACUUUCAACAUUUAGUGUGUAAGUUAGAGUAUGAGGAGAGGAGAUGCAUCCGGUCUAACAAUAGAGGGAAUUCAGUCGGGAGAGGGCGAGGGCGAGGGCGAGGGCGACUCACGGUGUCGUGUCGGUGGCGGCGGUGGCGGUGGCGGCGCGGCGGCGUGUCGGCGCGCGGCGGCGUGAGCGAGGGCGGCGGCGAGGCGGGCGAGGCGGGCGAAGCGGGCGAAGCGGGCGAGGCGGGCGACGCGCCCGACGCGCGCGCCGUGCCGCCCGACGCCGCCGACCCGCCCGAGCACACGGCGCCGCUGGCCACAUACAAGCUUCACUUUCAUACUUAUUUAUGCGGGGGCGCGGGCGCGGGCGGGGGCGCGGGCGGGGGCGGCGCGGGGGGCGCCGGCGGGGGCGCGGCGGGCGCCGCCGGCUCGGUCGGCAGCUCACCCAUCUCCAUCAGCUUCAAGAGCAAGUCGCCCGGCCUCACGCCCAACGCGGAAUCCGGUAGCAGUGUUAACACUCACGUGAGUGCCCACGUUCACGGUCACGGACAUGGUCACGGUCACGGUCACGGUCACGCACACGGUCACACGCGGCGCGUGCACGCUGCCUUCGCUGAUGAUGAUGAACCAGAACAUAGACAUGUUAAAGAAAAGAAAGACAAAGAGAAACGGAAACGGGAACUAAGUGAGAGCGAUAAAGGCGAGAAAGGUGAGAGGGGGGAAAGGAGUGAAGGAGAGAGGGAGAAGGAGAACAAAAGCGCGGAGGAGAAGAGGAAACAGGUGAAGAGCCUCAUCGACAAGAUCCCCACGCAGAAGGAAGCUCUAUUCCAAUACAAGCUAGAUACUGAUCAGAUCGACGCAACGUUAAUGGAGAAGAAGAUCAGGCCGUGGAUCAACAAGAAGAUCAUCGAGUACAUCGGCGAGCCCGAGCCCACGCUCGUCGACUUCAUCUGCAGCAAAGUGCUCGCCGGCUCCGCGCCUGCCACCAUCCUCGACGACGUGCAGAUGGUGCUGGACGAGGAGGCGGAGGUGUUCGUGGUGAAGAUGUGGCGCCUGCUCAUCUACGAGCUCGAGGCCAAGCGCGCCGGCCUGCACAAGUAGGCGCGCCGGGACACGCGCCGGGACACGCGCCGCGGGGCACCGGGGAGCUGCCCCGCGGUGCUGCCGACGAGCACUGACCCCGCCCGCCGCACGUGUCCGGCGUACGCGCACUUAGAUGGACGAGAAAUGCAGAAGAAUUACAUUUUGCAUCGUGUUUUGGAAUUAACCACUUUAUUACGAAUUCUCCUUCAAACAGAAUAGCCGUCAUGUGAAAGAUUUGUUUAUAAAUAAGUGGUUAAAUAUAAAAUACGUGCAAGCUUCGAGUGUAAAAUUUUCUGUUCAUUGUCAGAUGUAUAAAACUGAUAUUGUAUCGUCAACUUCCAUUCCAUUUUGCGUUUUAAGCGUCCCGUUGAUGAACUCUACCGUGCAUGGAAGCAAAUGGAGAAUACUUUUAGUACCGAUAAAGCUACUUGUGAAUAUUAUGUAAUACGUUUAAUGCGCAGUCAUUGUUGACGAGAUCAUUGUUAAAAGCAGUGAUACAUAAUAAUGGAGUAUCCUUGUAUAAAUUGAAAGGAAGUACACAUAAGUGGUGACAAUAAUGCUUGAAAACAACUGGACCGAAUUUAUUCUGUAUUGAUAACGUGAAUGUUUGUAACGGUCCGAAAAAUAUGAAAGGCUAUGAAAUAUUGAAAAUAAGUUAAUUUGGGAAAACUGAAAAGGCUUUUUGUAUGAGAUAGGCAGAGAUAAGGACAGUUACUUGUGAAUAUAUUUUGUUAAAGGUAAUUUCCGACAUGCCAUAAAUGCUCCAUUAUAUAUGCUCGUAUCAAUUUUUUAUUACAUCUGUAUAUGAACUCGCAAACCGACUGGUUUUCUACAAGACAUUUUUGUUCCGAAUGAUUUGUAAGCGAACCUAGCGUCGUGCGUUUUGUAUUCUUGUAAAAUACGAUAAUGUAACGUUAGUGAGUGCGAGCGAGACGGCAGUAAACCGUCUGUGUGAGUGGGGAAGAGAUGGCUGAUUGUAUGUUAGGACCAGUUGAUAUGCUCUAGUAGUACGUACUAAAUAAAUAUUAUUACAAA
Zerene cesonia (dogface butterfly) is the source of this 3243-nucleotide messenger RNA. Its product is annotated as RNA-binding protein 25-like. Gene Ontology annotation, molecular function: mRNA binding. The transcript has 15 exons. The record is from RefSeq and is a predicted model, not a curated record. Gene Ontology annotation, biological process: mRNA processing; regulation of alternative mRNA splicing, via spliceosome. The annotation marks the transcript as partial. NCBI's taxonomy places the organism in Eukaryota, Metazoa, Arthropoda, Insecta, Lepidoptera, Pieridae. Gene Ontology annotation, cellular component: spliceosomal complex.